GUGCGCAGCGGCAGCGUUUUUCAAUCGAGUUCGUUUUCCGAGUUUUAUUUCGUUUCACUUCCAUUCCGUUGCGUUUCGUUAACGUCGCAUGUGCGUGCGUGCAUGUAUCUGUAACUGCAUUGAUGCGUGUGUGCGUAUGUGUAUAUUUUGGUGUUAGUGAAUAGUGUGGGCAGCGGAAAUAUGCAGCAGUUGACACACAACACACACUCAUAAGCAAUACCGAGAAUUGAAGCCAAAACAAAAAUUUAAAUCUACAGCGGAACAGCAUGGAAAAUCCCAAUUUAAGCAGCGAGCCAGCAGCUGAAGGCGGCGCCAGGAACAGCUCCUCGCCAGGCACAGCGCCAGCGACGCCCGGCGAGGAAUGCGGCUGUGUGCGUCUGGGCAAAUGCAAAUGGUUUAAUGUGGCCAAGGGCUGGGGCUUUCUAACGCCCAACGAUGGCGGUCAGGAGGUUUUCGUGCAUCAGAGUGUCAUACAAAUGGCCGGAUUUCGUUCGCUGGGCGAACAGGAGGAGGUGGAGUUCGAGUGCCAGCGCACGGCACGUGGCCUGGAGGCGACACGUGUCUCGGGUCGACAGGGCGAUGAUUGUCACGGCAGCACCUAUCGGCCGCGCAUCAAUCGAAAAACUCGCCGCAUGCGCUGCUACAAUUGCGGCGAAUUCGCCAAUCAUAUUGCAUCGGAGUGCGCGAUAGGGCCGCAGCCGAAGCGCUGCCAUCGCUGCCGCAGCGAGGACCAUCUGCAUGCCGAUUGCCCGCAACGCAGCGCCGCUGUGACACGAACCAGCAGGCGCAGCAAAAGCAUUGCCAGCGACGAGGCAGCCGAGGCAGCUGAGGCGAACUCUGCAGCUCCCUAGCGCAACGGCUGGGGCAUAUUUGAAGUUGAAAACUUGUAAAAUACACCUAAAAAUAACGUACAAAACGCAUCAAAUCAAAGAAAUACCUCACGUACAACCCACAGCUUCGUAUAAGUGCAGUCAUUUUCGUAUGCGAAACUAGAUAUUAAAACAGUUUUUGGGUCGCCACAAGGUAGGCGGUGCCAGCGCCCAAACUAUAGUUAAGUGAUAGCGAUUAAAUUACUAACUAACUAAAGGCCAUUCAAUGAUUAGGCUUAAGUAAUAAGGCUUAAACACUAGCAAGAGCAAUGCAAGAGUACAAAUUUUUCGUCAUUUUCGGCAUGAUUUCUGGCCUAAAAAUUAACCAUGCCAGCAAAUGUCUUUAAUGGCUUUCUUUUUUAUUAUUUUUAUCAAUAAUUAAUAUAAAAUAAAUUUUUUAAAAUUGUGCAUUUAAAAGUAGCUAAAUUUAACUAACUUGCGAACUUGCGAAAGCCUUCAAAUUGAGCUACAAAAAUUUUAAAUAAUGCAAAAAGGAAAAACUUUAAUAUUUGUUGCAGCUGCUUGAAAGUACAUUUUCUUGGAAAUUUUCUUCAA
This is a messenger RNA of Drosophila virilis, 1424 nucleotides long. It is a transcript of the gene lin-28, whose product is annotated as protein lin-28 homolog. The record is from RefSeq and is a predicted model, not a curated record. Gene Ontology annotation, molecular function: zinc ion binding; mRNA binding. Gene Ontology annotation, cellular component: cytoplasm; nucleus. Gene Ontology annotation, biological process: pre-miRNA processing. NCBI's taxonomy places the organism in Eukaryota, Metazoa, Arthropoda, Insecta, Diptera, Drosophilidae.